ACAUCAACAAAACCACAGCCAAGUUCUUUGAAGCGAAAAGGAAAAAAAUUGGUUAAGACGGAAACGACAUCCUCAGAAUCGAAUGACGUAUGUACCGGGAUGAAAUCAAAAAAAGACCGAUCUAUUGCCAAAAAAAUCAAAUCUGAAGAUUAUGUUGUCAAGCAGGAAUCCGACUCAGAAGCGAAUAAGGGUUCUGUUGAGGAGGAUGAGGAAGACCAAUGGUGGCUAUCUGAAAGCCUUGAAAAUCAAUCCUGCAAUUGGGAGACCCUAGAACAUAAUGGCGUUUGCUUCCCCCCGGCCUAUGUGCCACAUGGGGUUAAAUUGAAAUAUAAAGGCAUGGAUAUUGAUCUCCCCCCUGAGGCAGAGGAGCUUGCAACGUUUUUUGCCGGUGUUAUUGGUUCUCAAUACGAAUCCAACCCGAUCUUUGUUAAUAAUUUUUUCAAUGAGCUAAAAAGGUCUCUUGAAAAUACACCCUAUGGGAAGCUAGUUGUCAAUUUCGAAGAUUGUGAUUUUUCUCCAAUAUUUGAAUAUAUCCAACAGCUUAGGGAACAAAAAAAAAAUCGCACCAAGGAGGAGAAGCUUGAGGAAAAGAAGGCCAAUGAUGCGCUUGUCGAGCGGUAUGGAUAUUGCUUGUUGGACGGGAAAAAAGAGAAAAUUGGCAACUUCAGAGUUGAACCUCCUGGUCUGUUUAGGGGAAGAGGCCAGCACCCAAAGAUGGGAAGCUUAAAGGCGUUUGUUCCUGAAGAUAUAACGCUCAACCUUGGCUAUGCAGCACCAGUCCCACAAGCUCCUGAGGGGCAUGCAUGGGGAAAUAUCAUUUGCGACCCAUCAGUCACAUGGCUCGCAACUUGGCAUGACUCCAUCUCAGGAAAUGCCAAAUAUGUCUUUCUCUCAAUGUCUUCCAAGCUAAAAGGGAUGUCUGAUUUAAAAAAAUAUGAAAAAGCACGAGAGUUAAAGUCUUGUGUGGCUUCUAUUCGUAAGAAAAUCGAAGCGGAGCUUUUGGACGAUGCCAUGCCUGUCAAGCAACGAGCCACAGCAAUUUGGCUUAUAGACCGUUUGGCUUUGAGAGCCGGAAAUGAAAAGGGAGAGGAUGAGGCCGAUACUGUUGGCUGUUGCUCUUUAAGGGUCGAACAUAUCUCGUUUCAAAUCAAACCAGACCCAGAGAAUCGGAAACAGAAGCAAUAUUUCAUCAUAUUUGACUUUCUUGGUAAAGACUCAAUCCGCUAUUAUAAUGAAGUCGCUGUUCCCAAAGUGAUUUUCCAAAAUUUAAAGACAUUUGCAACAUCGGCCAAAAAACAGAGACACGACCCGCUGUUUGAAGAUUUGAAUUCAUCCAUGGUAAAUAAAUACUUGAAUGGCCUUAUGCCUGGACUCUCUGCAAAGGUUUUCCGUACCUACAAUGCCUCCUAUACGUUUCAACAAGAACUGCAAAACACACCUGCUGUUGGAACAAUGUCUGAAAAGAUUCUUGCAUACAAUAGGGCAAAUAGACAAGUCGCUGUUUUAUGCAACCAUCAAAAAACGGUUUCUAAAUCUCAUUCGGCUGUGAUGGAUCGACUACAUGUCCGAUUGAAGGUUAUCAAGGCAGAACGCCGGUAUAUUAAACGAGAAUUAGAAAGCAGGAAUUGCAAGUCGCUUUCAUCAUCUUCUUCAUCAAAUGAGGAAUCUGGGGUUUCUUCUUCCGGAGAAGACUGUGUCAAGUCCGAAGUCAAGUCCGAAGUCAAGUCCGAAGCCAAGUCUGAAGUCAAGUCUGAAGAAGAAAAUGGGGAUUCUCUUGACUCGUCUCAGGAGUCGGAUUCUUUGAAGAAAAUCCAUACAUACUCUACUGAAAAGCUUGUCAAAAAGUUGGAAGUUUUAGGUGGCCGGAUUUUGACGCUAAAAAACAACAUCCUAGAUAAGGACGAAAAUAAGCAAACGGCUCUUGGAACUUCAAAGCUAAACUACAUAGACCCCCGUAUAACGGUAGCUUGGUGCAAAAAGUACGAUGUUCCGCUGGAAAAGCUAUUCUCAAAAACCUUAAGGGAGAAGUUCAAGUGGGCUACUAGCGUGGAACAGUGCUGGACAUUUUGA
Messenger RNA from Mitosporidium daphniae, 2070 nucleotides. RefSeq lists its product as uncharacterized. Gene Ontology annotation, cellular component: chromosome; nucleolus. Gene Ontology annotation, biological process: chromosome segregation; DNA replication; DNA topological change. NCBI's taxonomy places the organism in Eukaryota, Fungi, Microsporidia. The transcript has 4 exons. The annotation marks the transcript as partial. The record is from RefSeq and is a predicted model, not a curated record. Gene Ontology annotation, molecular function: DNA binding; DNA topoisomerase type I (single strand cut, ATP-independent) activity.